This is a messenger RNA of Rhizopus microsporus ATCC 52813, 1290 nucleotides long. RefSeq names its product adenine nucleotide alpha hydrolases-like protein. The record is from RefSeq and is a predicted model, not a curated record. Bases 207 to 869 code for a protein of 220 amino acids. The transcript is spliced from 3 exons. Gene Ontology annotation, biological process: FAD biosynthetic process. NCBI's taxonomy places the organism in Eukaryota, Fungi, Mucoromycota, Mucoromycetes, Mucorales, Rhizopodaceae. Gene Ontology annotation, molecular function: FMN adenylyltransferase activity.
AUUUAUUAUGGUGAUUUCUAAUUUGCCUGUGGAAUCUCUCAAUAAUGGCUGCACACAUCAAAAAGUUGAUCCUCAUUUUAUGACAACAGAGAAAUAUGACUUUAAAUAUAUACAAGAUACUGUGUAUAAACUUGCCGAGACAGAUACUACAUUAGGGCAUAACGUAAGGGAGGCACUGACAACUAUCGAAAGAGCAUAUAAAAACUAUGGGUAGAGACAGUAGAUAUAUAUGGGGAAUACCACUAGUUCGCAAUGAGAAAAAAAGGGCUCACACAUACGUUUAUAGUAUAGAAACUACUUCAUUAUCUUUCAAUGGAGGAAAAGACUGCACUGUUCUAUUACACUUGGUAGCAGCAGUUCUAUCUCGAUUAGGUCACAGCCAAAUACCAAUCAAAACUGUCUUUGUUACUUAUCCAAACCCGUUUCCUCAUGUGGAUGCCUUUGUCAAGGUUUGCAUCAGACGAUAUGGUCUCGAUUGCGUUUAUAUACCAGGACCAAUGAAGCCAGCACUUCAGCAGUAUUUGGAUCAAACUAAACCGAGGCCAUGCGCCAUUUUUGUAGGCAUCAGAAGAACGGAUCCUUAUGCGGAAAAUUUAACUUGUUUUGACAAGACGGAUAAAGGAUGGCCAGAAUUUAUGCGUGUUCAACCGAUUAUUGACUGGAGUUAUAAAGACAUUUGGGAUUUUCUACUUUUACUUGGUGUUCCUUAUUGCUCACUUUAUGAUCAUGGCUAUACUUCAUUAGGUAGUAUGGAAAAUACCCAUCCAAACCCUGAUUUGGUAGAUGAAAAAGGUGGAUAUAGACAUGCUUGUCAAUUAGAGAAUGAAUUGCAUGAACGUAAUGGCAGAACAUGUGUAUCUAAAAAGUAAUACACACAAUUUGUAUUUAAACAUAGAUAUAGUAAAUAGAUUCUCUUUAUUUUAAUAUCAUUCACCCUUGCUAUUUUUAAACUUUUUAUGUGUUUUCGGCAAUGCAAAACGGAUCGAAAGGUUAUCCUAUUCGUUAACUGAGAGUAUACAAAGUGAUGAAAUGACCUGUAAAGAUUUGAAAGUGGGGGUACUAUGCUUUAUAGAUCUGAGUAGAUGGCGUUGAUACAGUGCUCACGGCUCAUACAGUUGGCGAAAUGGAGGCGAAAUAUGCGGUAUUGCCCCUUGACGUCGAAGGCCCGUCUAGCAUCGAAAGCAGCCCACAAGUCAAGAAAGAAUAGAACAAUGCGGUUAGAAAGCUAUGAAAACUUUGUAUUUUAUUGUUAUUAAUUUAAAACCACGAAUAAAAAAGCGCAGCUCAGAG